Mesocricetus auratus (golden hamster) is the source of this 282-nucleotide messenger RNA. Its product is annotated as keratin-associated protein 19-1-like. The coding region runs from base 1 to 282 and encodes 93 amino acids. The record is from RefSeq and is a predicted model, not a curated record. The transcript has a single exon. Lineage: Eukaryota; Metazoa; Chordata; Mammalia; Rodentia; Cricetidae.
AUGAGCUACUACUACGGCAACUACUAUGGUAGCCUUGGUGGCUUCGGUGGUCUGGGCUAUGGCUACGGUUCCAGCUAUGGCCUUGGAGGCUAUGGUGGCUAUGGCUAUGGUUCCAGGUAUGGCCUUGGAGGCUAUGGUGGCUAUGGCUAUGGUUCCAGGUAUGGCCUUGGCGGCUAUGGUGGCUAUGGCUAUGGUUCCAGGUAUGGCCUUGGCGGCUAUGGUGGCUAUGGCCGCUUCCGUCCCUCUUUCUGUGGCAGAUACCAGUUCUCAGGAUUUUACUGA